CAUUAUCCGAGUACCUACCUACCAAUCUCAAUCCCCAAACAUUGCGCGUCCCUCGACAAGGCCAACAGCGGGGCACAUCAUCGAACGUCCCGUUUCCAGCGAACCGCAUCUCACGUUCCCAGCUCCCCGAUACAUCUACAUCGAUCGAUAAUGACUUCACCACCACCAAAACCGCGCUACGACCCUGUAGACACGACCUUCGACCCCCGCGAACAUUCGCAAAGAGACGACGUAGAAUCCCCCUCCCUGACAAACGGCAACGCGCUCGCACGCUUCGAAUUCGAACCGGGGCGCAGCAAAGACGGCACAAAAGUCCUCAUGGUCGAAUGGGAAGAAGACGAAAGCACGAAGGGCGUAACCGGAAAUUGGGAAAUCAGUUGGAAAGGGAAAAAAACCUUCCUGCCCGCGCGCGACCGCGACGACCACCCGACGGAAGAUCUGCCUCCUCUCAACCGACUAUAUUUCCUGUUAGGACCGGGGGUGGCGAUCCCGACACAGGUGAAAUUACAAAAAGGACACAUUGCGUGGAGGACGGCGCCUUUGCCUGCGAUUUUCUCCCCGGAACUUGGGGCCACGGCUCGCGAGGCCGGGAAGAAAGGGGUGCUGCAUACGAUAUGGGCGAAGAAGAGGUUGCAGGUUUUGCAAGAGGAGAUUGAAGCGGAGUCGAAGGAGAAUGUGGAGGGGAUUGGGUAUCAGAUGGCUGCGGCGGAGAAGGAUUGGAUUGAGCAGAAUUUCGGGGUUUUGACGAAACCUCCGAGUAAGAGUUUUCCGCAGCAGCAGUCGGCGAUGAGUUCUGUGAUGGGGAUGGGGAAUGCGGGUUUGAAUAGUCCGGCGAGUCCACGCAGUCCCGGGGGUGGGAGGUUGAUGGAUAAGCUAAAGGGUCUUAAACUGGGGACGAGCGCGCAGGAUCUUUCGUCGUCGAGAAAGACGGAGGGAAGUGCUGCGCCCGAAUCAUAUCAUCCUUUGAGUCCAGAGGGGACCGAUGUGGCCGUGGGAAGUUUCGGAAGUUUCGCUGCACUGAAAGGCGCCGCGCCAACAUCUACGCUCGCGGCGAAACCUCCACAACCUCCUGCAGAGCAGCAACGGAAAGUCGUCGCGCAAAGACCGCCGCCGCCGCCGGAAUCUUUCAUCUCUCAACAGCGACCGCAAGGUGGAAUGGGUAUGGCGUCUCUGAAUGCUUUUGCCAGCGGCGAUAUCAGCGAUACUGGAUUCUCGCAGGCUUCAAUUGAUGAUGACAAGGCAGACGACCUCUUCGCGCUACCCAUGAGCCCUCGUAGUCCGGAAAUGGGUACCAAGAGUCCCUUUUCGUUCACGGCGCAGGAUACGAUGAGGUACUUGAAGGAAGAGAAGGCUUCGAGUUGAAUGAAGGUAUGGGUUGGCGUUGGGAAAGGUCGGCUAUCAUACCCGCCCCAAUAGUCUGUCUUUCUGUUAGAGAUAUAUAUGUCUAGCUUGAGUCAGAAUUGAAAUGUGUGAAUGUCAGGGCU
Messenger RNA from Pseudocercospora fijiensis CIRAD86, 1484 nucleotides. RefSeq lists its product as uncharacterized. The transcript has a single exon. The record is from RefSeq and is a predicted model, not a curated record. NCBI's taxonomy places the organism in Eukaryota, Fungi, Ascomycota, Dothideomycetes, Mycosphaerellales, Mycosphaerellaceae. Bases 151 to 1362 code for a protein of 403 amino acids.